Messenger RNA from Parastagonospora nodorum SN15, 990 nucleotides. RefSeq lists its product as hypothetical. Lineage: Eukaryota; Fungi; Ascomycota; Dothideomycetes; Pleosporales; Phaeosphaeriaceae. The record is from RefSeq and is a predicted model, not a curated record. The coding region runs from base 1 to 990 and encodes 329 amino acids. The transcript is spliced from 2 exons.
AUGGACGACGAAUUCAACCUCCAGGGUAUGAACGGCCCGUUCCACAUCGAUGCACCACAGGCCCGCGAACACCCUCAGUCCAGCGGGUUAACUAAUGAGUUCAUUCGGGCUCCACGUAAGCAACUAGCCCAAAAGAUAAGAGCAGUCGUCAAGAAGGAGAAAGAGGUAGCUCAGCUCGAUGCUGAAGAUUCGCCGUCGUAUAUUCGGCAAGGCCACUUCCGUUUGAUGGACCUUCCGGCAGAACUACGUGUCUACAUCUACGAAUCCCUACUGCCACACAACAGCAUCAUCUCCUUUGAUCGCAAGGCAAGCCCUCCGUAUCUUAGCCGAAAAGCAAUCCUCUACGGCUCAAACACAUAUCUCUUCACCAUCAACAGCCACCCACACCAGCCGUCCUCUCUACGCUCCCCUCAGAUCUUCGGCGCAUUUGGCUACAACGACCGCCAACUGCUGCUGCGCAACCUACGCAGCAUCACCGUGGACGUCAGCAUCAAUGACAGCUCGCACUGGGACGUGAAGCGCCUGCGCACGCGUCUGGAUUACUUCGUCGAGGUACUCAAACAGCACGCCGAUGACGCAAAUCAAUCGUCGCUCCUCACACAACUCACCGUCUACAUGGCGGACCGCUCGCACCUCCACUGGCGCAUGCGCAACGUCGGCCCGCCCAUGGCGUCUGAGAGACCCGAGAUCGACAAGUAUAUGUUUGGGCUCGAGAGCCUUGUGGGUUUGACUGGGAUCAAGGAUGUUACUGUUGGUGGUGUACCGGAGUGGUAUGCGAAGUGCUUGCAGCUGUGUGUGCAGGGCAGGGGGGGUGAGGUGAAGGAGACGGAAUGGCCGUUGGUGAAGGUCAAGCACGCUAAGAAGAAGAAGGUCAAGUGGGUGUCGACAAGGCAGUGGUGGCAGCCAGUGUGGAAUUGGAAGGAGUUCGCGGAGAGGAAUGGGGUGGAGAUGCCGGAGAAUGUGGAUAAGUACUGGAUGGAUCAGCCUUGA